Stegostoma tigrinum is the source of this 591-nucleotide messenger RNA. Its product is annotated as gastrula zinc finger protein XlCGF49.1-like. The transcript has a single exon. Gene Ontology annotation, cellular component: nucleus. Gene Ontology annotation, molecular function: DNA-binding transcription activator activity, RNA polymerase II-specific; RNA polymerase II cis-regulatory region sequence-specific DNA binding. NCBI's taxonomy places the organism in Eukaryota, Metazoa, Chordata, Chondrichthyes, Orectolobiformes, Stegostomatidae. Gene Ontology annotation, biological process: regulation of transcription by RNA polymerase II. The coding region runs from base 1 to 591 and encodes 196 amino acids. The record is from RefSeq and is a predicted model, not a curated record.
AUGGAGAAACCAUGGGAAUGUGAGGACUGUGGGAAAGGAUUCCAUUCUCUGUCAACAUUGGAGUUUCAUCGACGUGGUCAUAGCAGGGAGAGGCCGUUGACCUGUUCUGAGUGUGGAGACACAUUCCCUGAUCCGUCUGCUCUGCGGAAACACCAGCAUGCUGCUACUGGAGAGAGGCCAUUCACCUGCUCUGAGUGUGAGAAGAAAUUCCAUGAAUAUUUCACCCUUUUGAGACACCAGCAAGUUCACACAGGGAAGAGGUCAUCCACGUGCUUGGAGUGUGGGAAAGUAUUCAAUCAGUUAUCCAACCUACGUGCACACGAGCGAGUUCACACUGGGGAGAGGCCAUUUACAUGCUCUGAUUGUGGAAAAGAAUUCACUCAGUCAUCAACUUUGGUGAGACAUCAGCGAAUCCACACAGGAGAGAGGCCAUUCAAAUGCUCCAAGUGUGGGAAGCGGUUCAGAGAUUCAUCUGCGCUGCAGAAACACCACCAUGUUCAUACUGGGGAGAAGCCAUUCAUCUGUUCCAAAUGUGGGAAAGGAUUCACUCAGUCAUCCAGUCUGUGGAAGCAUAAGAAAGUUCAUAAAUGA